AUGUUUUUAUAUACAAGUUUCCUUGCCGUGACCCUGGUGGCUACCGCGGCCGCACAGGUGCAGUUCCUCGGAGUCGCCAUAGCAGGCGGUGACUUCGGCUGCCAGAUAGACGGCACAUGUCCGACGGGAUCGACACAGCUGCCCCUCGGCAGCAACGGCGGAGGGGGCGAUGGCCCGGGGCAGAUGCAGCACUGGUCCUCCCUGGACAAACCACUCAAUCUGUUCCGGCUGCCCGUCUCGUGGCAGUUCCUGGUCAACAACCAGCUUGGCGGUGACCUCGACCCCAACAACGCCGGCAAGUAUGACAAGCUUGUGCAAGCUUGUCUCAGCACUGGGGCGCACUGUAUGAUUGACAUACACAAUUUUGCGCGGUGGAAUGGCGGCAUCAUCGGGCAGGGUGGGCCGACCGACGACCAGUUCGUCGCGCUGUGGACGCAGCUGGCGACCAAGUAUGCCGACCAGGACCGGAUGGUCUUUGAGCUGAUGAACGAGCCGCACGAUCUGGAUAUCAAUGUCUGGGCUGCGACCUGCCAGAAGGUGGUGGCGGGAAUCAGGGGCGCCGGCGCAACUAGUCAGAUGAUUCUGCUCCCUGGCACGAACUUCGACAGCGCCGCGACUUUGGUGUCGAGCGGGAGCGCUGCGGCGCUGAUGAACGUGACGAACCCGGAUGGGACGACGGAUAAUCUGCUGUUAGACAUCCACAAGUACCUGGAUGAAGACAACUCUGGGACGCACAAGACUUGCACGACGGACAAUGUCGAUGCAUUCACCACCGUGGCGGAGUUUCUGAGGUCGACAGGCCGGAAGGGCAUCGUCAGUGAGACUGGAGCAUCAAGCGAUGCCACAUGCUUCACAGACUUCUGCUCACAAAACAGCUUCAUCAACCAAAACUCAGACGUCUUCAUGGGCCUCGUCGGCUGGGCCGCCGGCAGCUUCGACACCAGCUACAUCCUGAGCCUCACGCCGUCGAAGCAGAACAACCAGCUCGUCGAGAACCAGCUCAUGCAGCAGUGCAUGAUAGAGAAGUGGGUGGCCACCGCCGGCAGCCCACCAAGCGCAUCAUCCGCCGCCGUCGCGGCGCCGGCCCCUCCCGCCUCAGCGUCGCGGGUGACGGUAACGAGCGUGCCGAUCAUCAUGACCACGGUGCACCCGCUCCCGACGAGCAUUCCGUUCCAGAAGUCAGUCGGUGACAUGACGUACACCAUGACUAUGUCGAUGGUGACGGGGACUGGCGGCGGGGAGGGGGAGGGCGAGGGCUUGCUCACGGCUUCGGGAAGCCCGACUCUUCCUGAUGUGGCGACACCCACUGGUAAACAAGCCGGCGGCCUCGAGACGGCUACUGGCAGUCCGAAUGGGACGGCCAAAGCAACCUCGCCGUCUGGACCUAGCGGUGUUGUUACGGCUUCGAAUGCCCAUGGCGAUGUGCGGAUUUCUUUCUGGCCGACGAUUCUCUCAGCGGGCAUUGGAAUCGUUUUUGUUGUCUAA
Diaporthe batatas is the source of this 1485-nucleotide messenger RNA. RefSeq lists its product as uncharacterized. Gene Ontology annotation, biological process: glucan catabolic process. The record is from RefSeq and is a predicted model, not a curated record. Gene Ontology annotation, molecular function: hydrolase activity, hydrolyzing O-glycosyl compounds. Bases 1 to 1485 code for a protein of 494 amino acids. Lineage: Eukaryota; Fungi; Ascomycota; Sordariomycetes; Diaporthales; Diaporthaceae. The transcript is spliced from 2 exons.